Molecule: messenger RNA, 2351 nt
Organism: Atta colombica
Lineage: Eukaryota; Metazoa; Arthropoda; Insecta; Hymenoptera; Formicidae
Gene: D2hgdh
Product: D-2-hydroxyglutarate dehydrogenase, mitochondrial
Exons: 8
Coding region: 499-2061 (520 amino acids)
Cellular component (GO): mitochondrion
Molecular function (GO): catalytic activity; FAD binding
Source: RefSeq, a predicted model, not a curated record
UUUUCUUUCUGCGACACGUUUGCCUGAAAGUGCAAUAAAACAUGUAUGCUGGCGUCACACGCAUGCACGGUAUCCGGUCGCUGCGGAUCCGUCCCUCCAUGCGAAUCCAAAGUGGCGGCGUCUCGCACGGACGCAGACAUAUUGAAUUACAAAAUAAAGAACACCGUUCGAAGAAGCGAUGGGAUGUGCGAGAGAAAGAGAGAGAAAGGAAAACAGAAAGAGACAAAAUACAGUGUUAUCGAACAGUUGUAGCGUGUCAACCGUCGUCGCGGUUCGGCGAAGAUCGUCGUCGGCGUCGGUAAUCGAGUACAUUCCGCAAAGUAGUUGAUUUAAGAGUUGUAUCUUUUCACGUGGAACGUACAGCAUCGACGGAGAUAUAGCAAAGGGGUGGAUACCCUCGACGACGACGACGAUGACGCCACCACGAGUCGACAGAGCCACCGACAUUGAUGUCUCGCUCUACCUUUUUAUCAGGAUUAAUUUAUCGUAGAAAACAAGAUGCAAAACGCACUGAUGGGCAUUCUGCUUCAAUGUAAUAAGGCCAUCACAAGAUGUUCCAGGAAAAUCACUGGUCGCUACUAUUCGACCGGCGCCGCGAAACCUGAAUUAACUUCGAUCAGGUACAAAAUUCAACGCGGGCCCUAUGCUACAGUCACGGAUGCAGAUGUUCGCUUUUUCGAAUCGUUGCUUGGCUCCAGUCACCUCAUCACAGAUCCGGAUGAAUGCGAACAUUACAAUAUCGACUUUGCGAAAACUGUAAGGGGUGCAAGUAAGCUUGUGUUGAAACCGACAUCCACUGAGGAAGUGUGCGCAAUAUUAAAAUAUUGCAACGAGCAACGAUUAGCAGUUUGCCCGCAAAGCGGAAACACUGGUCUCGUUGGUGGCUCGAACCCAAUAUUUGAUGAAAUUGUUAUUUCUUUGAAGCUCAUGAAUAAAAUUUUGGACACGAAUGAAUUGACAGGUAUACUGACAUGCGAGGCUGGUUGCAUUUUACAAGAUUUGGACAAUCACUUGUCUACAGUUGACUUAAUGAUGCCCUUGGAUCUUGGGGCUAAAGGAAGCUGUCUAAUAGGUGGGUGUGUAUCUACAAAUGCAGGCGGAUUGCGACUUUUGCGUUAUGGCAAUCUACAUGGAAAUAUCUUGGGAAUUGAAGCAGUGAAGGCUAACGGCGAUAUUGUAGAUGCAUUGAAUACGUUAAAGAAGAAUAAUACUGGAUACCACUUGAAACAUAUCUUUAUAGGAUCUGAAGGAACAUUAGGUAUUAUAACCAAAGUGGCUAUUCAAUGUCCACCGUUGCCGAAGGCCAAAAAUGUCGCAUUUCUAGGAUUAGCGAGUUUCGAUAAGGUGUUAAAAACAUACUUUUUAGCGAAACAUCAUCUAGGUGAAAUUCUGUCUUCCUGUGAAAUGAUGGAUCGCCUAUCUAUAGACGUUUCCAUUAAUAAUCUUGGCAUGAAGAAUCCAUUAACGAGCCGCGAGGAUGGUCACGAGUUUUAUAUGAUAAUUGAAACUUCAGGUAGCCAUUUGGUCCAUGACGAAGAAAAGUUAUCCUCGUUCGUGGAAAAAGCUAUUAAUGGUGACCUCAUUGAAGAUGGCACAAUGACUAAUGAAUCAAAAAAGCUUAAUACCAUAUGGGCACUUCGAGAAAGAAUUAGCGAAGGCGUCUUACGAGAGGGAUACGUAUUUAAAUACGAUAUCUCUUUACCUCUUUUAUCUUUUUAUAAUGUCAUCGAGGUGCUUCGCAAGCAAAUACGGGAUCCUCGGAUUAUCAGGAUUAGUGGUUAUGGUCAUUUAGGCGAUGGAAAUCUCCAUGUACAAGUCUCCAUACCAGAGUAUUACGAAGAUGUAGCCGCGCAAUUGGAACCAUUUAUUUUCGAAUACGUGUCAAAAUGCCAGGGAAGCAUUAGUGCCGAACAUGGUAUUGGCUUCAAAAAAACUAAAUAUCUUCAUUUGAGUCGAAGUUCUUCCGAGAUUCAAAUGAUGUAUGAUUUGAAGAAAAUGAUGGAUCCAAAUGGCAUUCUGAACCCAUAUAAGUUGUUAGAGCCAAUUAUAGAGAAGUUAUGAUCGUAAAAAUAAUUUUUAAACACAAAUGGUGUAAAUAUUUUAUGUGCCAUUUGAACAAAGUCCAUAGAAGAUUAAAUAUAGUCGUAAUAGCAAUUAUCUAAAUAAAUGUUUAUAAAAAUGUUGAAGUAUCAUUGCGUGCUAUUAUAAUAGUAUUUGAUUUACAAAUUGGGUGCUGACUUCAUGUAUAAAAUUCUAUGCUUUUUUUGGUUAUUAUCCAUUUGCCAAUAAAAGUAGACAAAAUGUUUCGAUGACUAAAGUCUCAUUCGAAAUAGAUACAAUUAGUAAUAGCU